Symbiodinium natans is the source of this 248-nucleotide messenger RNA. The record is from the annotation of a GenBank genome assembly. Lineage: Eukaryota; Dinophyceae; Suessiales; Symbiodiniaceae.
AUGCUGCGGGUAUACUCGAUGUCAGGGGAGGAGCUGUGUGCAACUCCUGCAGAGGAGCUCACUGAUGUAAAGGCCUUGAAGCAGCAAUUGCAAUCUGCGUGCGGUUGCUCCCGUUUUCGACAGAAGCUACUACACCAAGGCCGGGUCCUGAAUGAUGGUGAGUGUCUGCAGGGAUGUUGCAUUGACCUGGACUUCGUACUGCUGCCUUUCUGCAAUACGAAGAGGCGCCCGCGGUGCUAUGAGCUUCA